Messenger RNA from Leguminivora glycinivorella, 10567 nucleotides. It is a transcript of the gene Pkc98E, whose product is annotated as protein kinase C. The record is from RefSeq and is a predicted model, not a curated record. Gene Ontology annotation, biological process: protein phosphorylation. The transcript is spliced from 20 exons. Gene Ontology annotation, molecular function: diacylglycerol-dependent serine/threonine kinase activity; ATP binding. The coding region runs from base 40 to 2433 and encodes 797 amino acids. NCBI's taxonomy places the organism in Eukaryota, Metazoa, Arthropoda, Insecta, Lepidoptera, Tortricidae.
GGCGCGGCGCGGUGCCGGCGAUCCGGUUGUGUCAGCGCCAUGUUCAGCGGAACGGUGCGCGUCAAGGUGUGUGAGGCCACGGGCCUCAGGCCGACCGACUUUCAGAAACGGCACAACAUGACCUUCGGGAAACCAGACGACCAGCCGAUAGACCCGUACGUGUCGAUCGACGCGGACGAGCACCACCUGGACCGCUCCACCACCAAGCCCAAGACCUUCGACCCCGUCUGGAACGAGACCUUCAUCCACGAAGUGCAGAACGUCUCCAGCUUGGGGAUCACUGUAUUUCACGAUGCUGCUAUACCUCCGGAUGAUUUUGUUGCAAAUUGCACAAUUCCUUUUGAAGAUUUAACUCAUCGUGAUAAAGACGCCACAGACUUUUGGGUGGAUCUAGAACCUCAAGGAAAACUGCAUCUGAAAAUAGAUCUGAAAUGGAAUUCUCAAGGAUGUGCGAUGGCAGCAAAGACCAAAGCCAAAUCCUCAUAUUUCGCGGGCAAGAGCUCGGGCGGCGGCGGCGAGGCGGCGCGCGCGCCUGCAGGCGGCCAUGCGGGCGGCGGCCGGCGCGAGUUCAAGGAGGGCGCGGGCUUCGCGCGCCGCCGGGGCGCCAUGCGCCGCCGCGUGCACCAGGUCAACGGACACAAGUUCAUGGCCACCUUCCUGCGCCAGCCCACCUUCUGCUCGCACUGCCGCGAGUUCAUCUGGGGUCUCGGAAAACAAGGAUAUCAAUGCCAAGUGUGCACCUGCGUGGUCCACAAGCGCUGCCACUCGUCCGUCGUCACCAAGUGUCCCGGCAUGAAGGAAGAGCAACACAGCGCCGUGGGCGUGUCGGGCGGGCAGCGGUUCAGCGUGAACGUGCCGCACCGCUUCGUGGUGCACUCCUACAAGCGGUUCACCUUCUGCGACCACUGCGGCUCGCUGCUCUACGGGCUCAUCAAGCAGGGGCUGCAGUGUGAAGUAUGCUCGAUGAACGUGCACAAGCGCUGCCAGAAGAACGUGGCGAACAACUGCGGCAUCAACACCAAGGCCAUGGCAGAGAUCCUCUCCGAGAUGGGCAUCUCCCCGGACAAGAACCCGCGCCCCAGGACCUCCAAGUACAACCCGGUGCUGAUGGAGGGCGGCGGCGGCGACGCGGCCGCCGACUCCGACAAGGAGCCGCUCGACAAACACGACGACAAGGUGCUGGACCUGCUCAUGUCGUCGCCGUACGACUUCGUACCGCCGUUCGACUUGGUACCGCCGUACAACUUGGUACCGCCGUACAACUUGGUACCGUCGUUCGACUUGAUACCGUCUUUCGGCGAGUACAUACCGGCGGCGCCGAGCGGUGGGGACCACUGGGACGACCUCAAAGACAUAUUUACGUGCUACGAAGGUGGCGACGCGGCGGGCGCGCGCGACAAGGUGUCGCUGGAGGACUUCACCUUCAUCAAGGUGCUGGGGAAAGGGUCCUUCGGCAAGGUCAUGCUGGCUGAGAAGAAGGGCACCGACGAGGUGUACGCAGUGAAAGUGCUGAAGAAGGACGCCAUAAUCCAGGACGACGACGUGGAGUGCACGCUGACGGAGCGGCGCGUGCUGGCGCUCGCCGCGCGCCACCCCUUCCUCACCGCGCUGCACUGCGCCUUCCAGACCAGGGACCGGCUGUUCUUCGUCAUGGAGUACGUCGACGGCGGCGACCUCAUGUUCCAGAUACAGCGCGCCAGGAAGUUCGACGAGCCCCGAGCGAGGUUCUACGCAGCCGAGGUGACCCUGGCGCUACAGUUCCUGCACGCGCACGGAGUCAUCUACCGCGACCUGAAGCUCGACAACAUCCUCCUCGACGCGGACGGACACUGCAAGCUCGCAGACUUCGGCAUGUGCAAAGAAGGCAUACUAGACGGAGCGACGACUACAACCUUUUGCGGUACUCCAGACUACAUAGCCCCAGAGAUCCUGCAAGAGUUGGAGUACGGUCCGUCGGUGGACUGGUGGGCGCUGGGCGUGCUGCUGUACGAGAUGCUGGCCGGCCAGCCGCCCUUCGAGGCGGACAACGAGGACGACCUGUUCGAGUCCAUCCUGCACGACGACGUGCUCUACCCCGUGUGGCUGUCCAAGGACGCCGUGUCCAUCCUCAAGGGCUUCAUGACGAAGAACCCGGCGCGGCGGCUGGGCGUGGCGGGCGGCGCGGGCGGUAUCCGCGCGCACGCGUUCUUCAAGGACGUGGACUGGGACGCGCUGCAGCAGCGCCGUCUGCGCCCGCCCUUCCGCCCCAAGAAGAGCAAGCGCGAGGCGGUGAACUUUGACGCGGAGUUCACGAAGGAGGAGCCCGUGCUCACGCCCGUGCCGCCCGACGUCGUGCGCACCAUCAACCAGGAGGAGUUCCGCGGCUUCUCGUUCGUGAACUCGGACUUCACGCCGACGCCGGCGCCGGCGCCCGCGCUCGCGCCCGUCAACUGAGUCCCCCUCCCCCUCCCCCUCCCCGCGCCUGCUCUAACGUUGAGGCUGCCUUAUUCAUAAACAGGUAACUCUUACAAAAACGUGCUCCUUUAAUCUCCGUUCCGGCUCAACAAUUGUCGGCUAGAGUAUAGAUGCUAUCUCGCAGUCGUCGCUUUCGUGAAUUUCAUGAUCGUAUUUGUAAAUUACUAUCCUGUGCCGCCGGUUACGUCUGCGACGACCUCCGCAUGCGGGGCGUGAAAGUUACCGUAUGUGGCGAAGAUUAAAGAGAUUGAACUGAACGCACGAUUAGUAUUUUACGUACUGCCUAUUCAUAAUAAAGGUGACUGCGAGGAUUUACAUCUUAUGAUACGUUUACUUUGGAGAGUUAAUAAGGCGGCUCCGACGUUGGAACGUUGCGGUAUAGUUCCGGGCCGGUUCUUAUGAAAUUCUGUCCACACACGCGAGCCGGCGAUCUAAUACGCGGCGGCCGGCGACGGCGAAUUGUUCUCCGUUCAUUGUAAACCGCCAUGUUGUAUUAUACUUUUAUAGGCGAUCGAUAGACGUAGGUACGUAGCCAUUCAAUUGUUUUUGGUAAGUUACCAGCGGACAAUUUAGAUGUAACAGCUUAAUGCAUCUAAAUAAUCAGAUGACAUAAUAUAUUUGUCUACAAGGGUAUAAUGCGACAUAGUGCUCUUAACGAUGCGCUCGAGUUUAUCGCGCGUCAUUUUAAAUUAAGAAAAAGUAUUCGCUCACGAGCUCGCCGGCCGCCGCGAGUACAGUUAAGGGCUAAGAUUUAUUUACCUAAUACAUUAUCGUAAAGGUGUAACCGUGUACGAGAUCGAUCGUGCGCGAGUCCCGGCGCCGCCGGCACAGAUUAUAUAUAAAUGGAAGAGUUAGAGCAAUUAUUUAUCGUUGUAAAUAUUGGAGAUUGAAUAUUCGGGUGUAAAGCGGAGGCGGAAUCAGUAAACCCCACGUCGCCGCCCGGCCGGCUGCAGGCGCGACGCAGCGGCGGCUCUAGUCAGACACGUUUAGCGGAAAUAAUACUUCAUCCAGAACUGUCAUUUAUCGCAUAUAGUUUCAUUUAUCGACUGGUUUUUGUAUGCUAGAUACUUUUCCUAAACGUUAGACAGAAGGUUACGAAUAUACAAGUUGAUCUUUUAAUAAAAAACGUUCAGCAUAUCGUUUCGCCUUCUAAUACUGCGCUCCUUAAGGCUCAAAUAAGAAAUGACAGUAUAUUUGGUAGCGAUGCUGCGUUCUCUAUCAUAUGUAGUCGCAACGCGAUAAUCUGUAGCACUUUGUGAUGAUAUAUUUAUGUUUAGUUGGUUUACAAUAAAACGAUGACUUUAAGAAUGUUUGGCUGUUUCAAAGUCAUCUCAUCUGCAAUUAACAGGUACUUAACCUAAAAAAAGUGCUGUAACAAUGAUAUAAAGUAUGCCAUUAGACUAUACUUCGUAUCGACGUUGGCCAGCUUACAGCUUUGCUUUACGAUCCGAUACAUACCUACGUAUUUCAAGUAGGCCUAGCCACUAGUUCCAAAUGAUACCAAUUGAUAGAAUUAUUCUUAAAAAUCGUAGGUAUGUUGUAACUUUCUGUCGCCCGCCUGGUUAGACUAGCAGGACGGCCCGGCCGCUUCUAGUCCGCGCGUUCCGUCCGGAACGCGCCCCAAUACUCACUAGGGGUUUUGUUUGACAGUAUUCGCGGCAAACGCGCUUCUUUUUAUUUCUAUUUUUAUUGUUGGGUCGAUCGAGUUUUUGCUGCUUUUCUUAGCUCAGAGAGCUUGUUGAUAACAUACAAUGUUAAAAGGUUUCUGUCUUGUUACUGUAAAACAGUGUAUCUUGAUAAGAAAUAUGUGAUAAGAUUCAUCGUUUUUACCGUAGCAGGGUAGUUAGUGGAUGACUCAGGGUGCCAUCAUGUAUUGGUUCAGAACCCUCGUAUGAUAUCGCACAAACGUGGUCAAUCGAUUGAAACGUCGCUAUACACAAGUUAUUAUCAAAUAUUUCUGAGUUGACUGAAAAUAAUCUCAAAGAACAUUUUUUAGUUAGCCAGGAGACACACCAGGAUCACAAUGAGAUCGUUAGAAGCAAAAAAUCGAUCGAGUCAACAUUUGUAUUGGUACCUCUGGUACAUUUUGAGUGAUGUUCAAUGAAUUUAUUUAUUAACGUUUUUAUGAGUUAGUAUUGACCGGAACCAAAGGCUAUGUUGUUAGAGCGGUAGUCGUCAGUGCGCGCCGCGCGUGCGCCACGGGCGUGGCAGCGCGUGCGCCGCGCACGAGUGAUGCUUUAUGUAGUUGUUAGUGUAUUAUAAUAUUAAUAAUAUUAAUUAUAAAUCUCUGUACGUGUUGCCCGUCUAACGACAUGUUUAUAACUAAUUUCGUGUUCAUUUCGGUCGCCCCCCGGAUUCUAUGAUGCCACGGUUCCUUGUACUAGAUUAAAGCUGUUAUUUUGAUUUUGUGUACGUUGUUUUGAUAGUGGCGUGUCCGGGAGGGCUUCGUUCGGUGGAUUUGUUUAUGGUAAUAGUGGUGGCACUAGUCGCGGAGCGGCCGCGAGGCUUUCCGUGUCCACUGUGUAAUCGCGUAUGUAUGUAUCGUGUUUGGGCGUUUCUCUGUUAUAGCGUAAGUGAUGUGAGUGCUGGUUUAUUUUUGAUGUGCGUCGUACUAACGUAGCGUAAGGGCCGCGGCGCAGGGGCGAGAUGUGCGCGGUUCAGCGAGGAACGCACAAAUGUGAGCGCAUAUUUGUACGUCGAAGAGAUUAGGUUAUAUUUGAACGGCACGCGCCGUCGCUAUGAUACGUGUCAAUGAUAUAUUUGUGACAGAUUUUACAUAAAAUCGUGUACAAAUAUCAGUUCAUGGCCGGCCGUGCCUAUUAGGCCUAUGGAUGCUUUUAUCGCGCGAUAAACAUAAUAUAAUGCAUUUUUAUCGUUUUGGCACUUCUCGGUAGCAAGAGACUGAUGCUUUAUCAUAUCUUUAUCACGUGAUCGUGGCCACCGUCACUGUUGUAGUUGUAUGAAUUUGCAAGUAUUAUCCGUCUAUGAUAAGUGAGCCGUCGAAUCACAUCUCGCCUCCUAUUGGUGCGUCGCGGCGACGUAUUCCCGUUAGCACGCUCUUACACGUAAUUGGGUUUAAAAUACUGUCGGUAUGUGGCUAAAGUCUGUACACGAUUAAGAAUGGUGUGUAAAGAAAUUGACAUAUUUAAAAUGACGUGACACCAAAUACAGUCGUAAAAACAAUAACUACUGUUUUUAUCAUGCAAUAGAAUCUCGCAUUUUUUUUAAAUUAAUACUUUAAUGCACAAAUGAUAAUCUUAGCAUAAUGGACUCGGUACCGAAUCUAUUAUCUCCACACAUUUAACCCUGUUCUUGGCAAUAUAUCUCACGUGUUACAUAAUUGUACACUAUCUUUUUAUAUUUUGUAGAGUAGUAUUUUGCUCUGCCAUAUUAAGCUAGGCUUAACUCAGGAUAUGUUUAGCCAAGAGAAUGGUAGUACGUAUGUAAGUACCGAUAGUGUGUUUGAAGCCAGCCGGUGAGAGCGUCCUACGGAUAGGAUUACCGGCCGCGCGGGCGCCGCUCGCGGGGCGUCUAACUAGUCAGUUAAGCGUAAGAGCGCGCGCCGACCGAUCUCCACCCGACAGUGUACUGACAGGAAGGUUUGCUAGGUAUUUAUAUAUUCAACUAUACUUGCUACUAUGUAGGCCAGCGGGAAGCUAGGACGGCAAAGUGGUCAUCAAAUCAACUAGAAAGAACUAACGAAGUGGUUGUUUCGGUUAUUGCGGUAGAACCUCAAAUAUCAAGUUUUGCCUUUAUAUUUUAUCACUAUUUUGAAAAAAUCUCGUAUCUUACACUGCUACUCAAUAAUGACAUCCUAGAAUCAUUAUUUUGUAUAAAAAAUUCUUUUCUAAAACAAAAAUGAAGUUACUGGUAGUUCUGAAUCACGCAGGUUGUUUUAUCUUAUCUAUGGGAUUUUGAAGCCGAUAGUGUAAUAUUAUUCGCUGAAUAAAGUACAUAUAAUUUGAACACAAUGCACAGUGUAGGCAAGCUUUGUUCUAGACGUACGUAGUCGGGUUGAGAGCGGCGCGGCGCGCUGUAAGAGCGCGCGGCGGCGCGGGACGGGGACACUACUCAACAUAAUGUAAACGACCCCUUACAUGACAUGGCUAGAGUCCGGCUAACUUGAUUCACUCUAUUGGAACUCAUCUGCAGAGUAAGAUUAGUCAGACUCUUUCCAUUUCAUAAUCACUCUUUUCAGUUGGCGUGCUAAGAAUGUCUGAAGUGUAAAUAGGUGUACAGGUAACCCCUCGCGUUGCUCGCGACAUCGCGUCGGCAAAUGUAAUAAACACGGACGCGAUACCGCUAACAAAAUUGAAAAGUCUUAAACCUCCCUUGGGCUCGAGGUUAUUGAUUUUCAACUGCAACUAGAGGGGUUCAUGUAGUCGUUAACCUUUUUCUCGGGCAUAUUACGAUUUGUCCAUUGCAUUCGCGACAGUAGAAUAUUCCCAGUGAGGGUUCGAAUUAGAUUGCACUGUGAAAUGUUAAAGCGGUAUUAUUUGGAAUUUGAUAUAACCUUAUAGUGCAGCUUGAAAAGGGUUAAAAAUGUAUCCAGUAAUGUCUUCUCGGAGCAGAGUAGUGUAUGAUAAGUAUAGUAGGUUUGGUCCCGGCCGCAGGCCCUCCCCGCCGCCGCGGUCCCGGCCGCAGGCCCCCCCCCGCCGCCGCGCGACUGUCCGCAUCCGUUUGUUAUUGAGAGUUUAAACAUUUUUGAACAUAUGUUUUUUAAUCAUUUUUCUAAGAGAAUUUUACACGUGUUUUAAUUUUUUGCGAUUCUAAAAGUUUAUUUAAAAGAGGAAUAUAUGAUGUACAAUAGUUGGUAAUUAUAGUGUUUCGACUCGUCUGAGUUCGCUUCUCCCUUCCGAUACUUCGGGUUUAAGAAUCUCUAGAGUUCUAUUUCUUCCGAUCUCUACGUCUGUCGUAGAUGUACAGUACAAUUACGGACGGGUAAAUAAUAGAGACCGUCCGCACAUCGUCCGAUACUUUUUUAUUGAAGAUGGCGUCAUUUAGCGAGGUUGUGCUAAUGCUAAAUUCUUCCGAUAUACCUCAGUCUAGUAGUCAGCACCAUCUAGUAAAUAUGUAAUAUGAAAGUUUAGAGAAAUUUACCGUUGUUGCAUUACUUAAUACACUUCAACAUAUCUGAUGAAAGACUUAGAGAAACUCCACACUGGUGUUUCGCGAGUGUCUUUGCAGCGACAUUGGCACUAGUGCGCAGCGGCACAAUUUUCUGUAGUUACAGCGGACUCGACGCAGACGCUCAAAAUACUUGUGUGGGAUCUCUUGAAGUACAUGCGGUAUAUGAAACUGAAACACUUAAUGACGCCACCUGCAACAUCGAAGGACACAUGUACAAUCUCUAUCAUUUACCUGUCUGUCAUGAAUGCAAUUUACGCUUGUUAAUAAAUAGUAUAUGAAGAAGCCGUCACCGUUUGUGCCAAAUGUCCUAGACCACGUACAAAGCUCGGUUGACUCGACCGUUUCGUAGCGCGCCGCGCCCUCGGCGGGGCGCACUUUAUUACAUAACUAUAUUAUAGGUUCACACGUCACUUAGGGAGUUAGUCGUUUAUGAUGUACGCAUACCCUGUCAGAGGAGUUGAUUGUUUAUCUAUGGAGAUUGUAAGAACGAAGGGAAUUGGUGCACAAUCGGUUUGUUCCCCAAGUUGAUUUUAUAAAUAUCCAAAUACUUCCUCCCGAUAGUAGUAAAAUAACUAAUCCAAUGUUUAUACUUGAAUAUGUUUACAAUUGUAUUUAUAGUUGGACUGUAAACUGAAUUUUUUGUUUAAAUGUUAAAUCAGAAUGUUAGUAAAUCUAAUUGCCAGAUUAUGAAUCUGUUAUUUAUUAGAUAUUGUUUUACUGUAAGUAUAUAGUUUUUAUAAAAUUAUUUAAAAUGGCAUAUAAUGUACAGUGCAAUGUGUUGUUUCCGUGACAGGGUAUGUGUUGAGGGUUUAAGUGCAAUAAGAGUAAGUCGCCACUAGUCACGUUGUUACGUAACCUCGCAAACGUAUUCUAUCAUAUUAUACUCAUUUUGACUUACUGGAGGGUUUGGUGACAUUUUAUAACUUCAUACGUAAACUCGGGGAAUGAUGCGAUCAUAAACUCCAAGGUUUUAAUCAAAUCUAUUAUUGUUGUAGUAUAAUUAUAUAUUAUAAUUAUGAAAUUUACUAUUUAACUAGUUUUAUUUGCGUAUACAUUUAAUAGCAGAUGGUUUUACUACGAAGUAUCACAACAAAACCUGUGAAAAUAUUGUCAUAAUAAGUAGUUAAGAGUUGGAUUGUAUUUUUUUAUUUUGAUAAGAUGUGAUCUCAUGAUUUUAUUGAAUGUCACCGAACGGUUUCGCACAACACCAUUUGUUAGCCACAUAUUAGCCACAUCGUGAUACAGUAGCCGCUCGCUCCGCGCCGGGCCCCGCCGAGCGCGAGCGUGGCCACGCGCGCGUAGUGCGCCCUAACCUAACAUAUCACGCUGUUUUCUUUACAUAUAUAUAAUUACAUGUAUUGUCCUGUGUCAAACAUAGAGCAUUGUUUUAUGUACUCCGUCGGCAGGUGGAUACACAAUCAACACAGAAAAUAUAAGUUCCGUCUGAGGGCACUAAAAAAUAAAAAAAGAGAUUCAGAUAUUCUUUUAAAAAAUACUUAAUACGUGAUGUUUCAAUUGUGCAAUAUUUGUUUUGAAUCCAGGGUAGAAAUGUAACGUUAAUAUAUUAAAAUAUGAUGAUUCGACAAUUCGCUUGAGUUGCCUGCGUCAAUCUUUAUUAAAAGCGGGGAACCUAAGCCAAGGUUAUAAUCGUACAUCGACUAACGCCUAAUAAAGUUACACAAUCAGUCAUUAAAAAAAUCAUGUGUAUACAAUUUUCGUGUAUUAUUUGAGUUUCGUGUGGCGUUUUCAAUGAACGAUUGGUGUCUUGGUGAAGCCCGCCGUCGACUGAAGGUUGACGUUUCUAGCGUUCAGUUCAAUUGCUCCAAAUGUUAUUUUCAUGAACACCUAAAUUCGCAGUUAACCGCACAAAUGUACCCGCCUGCCGACGGACCGAUCACUUACUCAUUUUAAACGCUUAUACAAAGGUAUAUUUUACGCUUCCCAGAGGUGUUAAAGCCAAAGAAAAUGUAUUUUUAUUGUACAAAGCGGCUGUAAGCCUUUAUUUUGUUAUGUUUUUAGUUAAUUUCUUGCCAGUGUAUCACACGGGUUCGACAGCGGGGCCGGCGGCGUAGAUUAAUAAACAGAGAUUAUUAGUAUAGUGUACCAGUGAGGUUGUGCCGCGGGCACACCGGGCGGGUCACGCCAGGGAGCUGGGGGUGGUAAAUAAUCCGUCUCGAGGUAGUAUGUAAAAUGGUGAAUUCUUGCGUAUGAUUGCAGUUUUGUUUUCAUUGGAGACUUUUAUUUAAAGUCCCGUGUCUCAUUGGUAUUGUAUGAGGCGACUUUAGUUCUAGAAGUAACUUACUAACGCCAUCUAGUUGUUCUGAACCAGAUGGCGUUAUAUUGAAUUAAAGUGGCGCCACCUACAGAAAUAAUGAUGCAAGUGACUUAACGCGGAAUUCAGCAGUGUUUAUUAGUUAGUUGUCUGUUCUCUGCCUACCUGACAGUGACCCUCCAGUCGGUGCUUUGAUCCUAGUCGAGUUCUGAGCAUAAUAUAAGGGUCGCCGGCCCGCCGCCGCUAGGAAAAUGUUACGUAUGUGAAAUGUGAGCGGCUCGACGGAGACAAUCGAUCAAGCUUGCUUAAUAACCCAUUUUGAUUGUUAGAUCGACUCACAUAGAUAAGUUGAAUGUUAAAAUUGUUUGUUGGUAUCCGUAGAACCGCGCUCCCCGGCCGCCCUGCGGCGGCUGCGGCGCGCCACCCUUGCAAUAAUAAGGCCUGGAGGAGCAUUCACUGUAAACAUAGUAAAGGCACUAAGAACAAACUGUAUCGCAUGUUGCCUUAUAGUGUCGGCUUCAUGAUAGAACAGGUGUCCGGUCCAGGCCUUAGUGUUGUAAGGCCAUACCUAUAUUUGUUGUUGGUUCACUGAUCACUAUUAGGUCACAUAGCUGAGUAAAUUAAUGCAUAUAAUAUAGUUUUAUGGUGAGAUAAAUAUGUAUAUGUAACCUACCUACAUGUCUAUUAAAUCAAUGAAAAAAAUAGAUUAUA